AUUAGCAUUUUCUUUUAUCAAUUUGAAUUAAUUAGCUUAAAAAUGGCACGCUCGAACGCUUUUAAUCUCCUCCUCGGUCUUAUUUUUAUCGGUGUUCUUCUCAUUUCUUCUCAAGUCUCAGCUCGCGAACUUGCUGAAAGUACCGUGGCUCAGGACAAUGCACAAGUUUCCGGGUAUGGGCACGGUGGAUAUGACCAUCGACAUGGCGGAUACGGGCAUAGGCAUGGUGGAUACCGGAAUAGACAUGGCCACGGAGGACGCCACCAUGGAAAGCCGGGUCAUGGUGGUCACCCUAAAACUGAUGUUGAAAAUUAAUUAUAUGGAAUGCAUAUAAUUAAUGCCAUAAAUAUUACUAAAAAGGAUCUAUUUGUGAUCUGUCUUAAUUUGUAAUUGUUGUUUCUUGCUGUUCUUGUUUUUUUCAUUUCUGCUUUGUAAUUUUGAAAUUAAUUUUAUGAAAUAAUUAAUGGAGGAA
Messenger RNA from Mercurialis annua (annual mercury), 472 nucleotides. Its product is annotated as abscisic acid and environmental stress-inducible protein-like. Bases 43 to 315 code for a protein of 90 amino acids. The record is from RefSeq and is a predicted model, not a curated record. The transcript has 2 exons. Lineage: Eukaryota; Viridiplantae; Streptophyta; Magnoliopsida; Malpighiales; Euphorbiaceae.